AUGCCCGCUGCCAUGCAGCCUCAACUCCCCAAGCUGCUCUUGCUCUCCGUAGCGCUUCUCGUCCCUCUCCUGCUCUCCGCGCGUCAUCACGUAGCGGCGUGUGCGGGCGCGGAGCGUCGCGUGCUGGUGGAGAAUGCGACGGCGUCGCAGGUGCAUGACGAGGUCCUGCGACUCAAGGAGACGCUCGCACGCGUGUCGCAGUACUCGCUGGCCCUCGCCGGCAUCCACGCCAUCUGGAACGAUCCGGCCGUCGACUUCCGCGUGUUGCUCGACACGACGCUCCUAAUUCCCACCGACUCCGCGCUUCUCUCCGCGGAGAUCAAUACCAGCAACGUCACCUACGCUGACGUCGAGGCGGUGCUUCAAAUGCACGUCAUGCCGCGCCGCCGGGCGUACAGCAAGGUUGAGUGCGGUGAGCCCAUGCCGUUCCUGCUCACGCCCGCUAACUGGACCUGGCCGACGCUCGGCGGGGUGCCUCUAACGAGGAUAGUUCCGCCGAGCGAUUGUGUCAAGCUCUCCCCGACGUUUGCAUCGAGCGAUUACUACGCAGCUGAGAUGGUUAAUCCGAGUCUGUUUGUAGGGAAGUAUUUCACAGCACACGGCGUGGAUAAGGUGCUCCAGCAGCCGUACUACUGA
This is a messenger RNA of Closterium sp. NIES-65, 636 nucleotides long. The record is from the annotation of a GenBank genome assembly. Lineage: Eukaryota; Viridiplantae; Streptophyta; Zygnematophyceae; Desmidiales; Closteriaceae.